GCGACAGCCGAGAGCCGGCGGACGGGAGAGGCCCCUGGGGACCGCAGCGGCUGCUCCGCGACCGUCCCCUCAGGCGCGGCGGCACCGCGCGGCGGAUGGGCUCUGCCGCGGCCCAGGAUGUCUGGGAGCGCCUCGGGGAGGCAGGCGGGCCCGGCGGAGGUAACAGAUUGUUUUUCACAUUCAUUUGAUGACUUCUUUGGAAACACAAAUAUUUCUUCGCCUGUCAUUCCUUUGAAGCCACUAGAAGGCACGUCUGGAAGAAACCGUCACAAAAAGAAGAAAGACCUGUCUCCCGUGACAAAAAGUAGCAAAGACAAAGUUCUUCCCAGAAAAAAAGCAAAGUCAUCUUUGGUAGAUCUGCCUUGUAACAAGUCCAGGCAAAACUGGAGCCAGUCUCAAGAUGAGCUGUGGGUAGAUAGAUACAAACCUGAAACUCAGAAUGAACUCGCUGUGCAAAAGAAGAAAAUUGAGGAAGUUGAAAGCUGGUUAAAAAUGCACGCAUUUCAGAGGCAGCCAAAGCAGGGUGGCUCUGUUUUACUGCUUAGUGGUCCUCCUGGGUGUGGAAAGACUGCAACUAUACAAAUAGUAGCAAAAGACCUUGGUGUUCAGGUGCAAGAGUGGACAAAUCCAGUAUCUUUAGACUUUACAAAAGAAGAAUUAAGGAAUAAGUUUGGCCACGACUCAAGUUUUCAUAUGUUUCCAAGUCAGGCCCAAGCAGCUCUCUUUCAAGAUUUUCUGUUAAGAGCAAAUAAGUAUAACAAACUCCAGAUGCUUGGGGAGUCCUCAGAAAAUGAUAAAAAGCUUAUUCUUAUUGAAGACAUACCUAAUCAAUUCUAUCGAGACCCUAGCAGUCUACAUGAAAUUCUCAGGAAAUUUGUUCGUACAAGUAGAUGUCCCCUUAUAUUUAUAAUCUCAGAUAACUUCAGUGGAGACAGCAACCAGAGGUUACUAUUCCCAACAGAAAUUCUAGAAGAGUUGCGUAUAUCAAAUAUUAGUUUCAAGCCUGUUGCACCAACAAAUAUGAUGAAAGUUCUUAAUCGAAUAGCUGCAGUGGAAGCUAGUAUGAACAGAGAAAAGAGUUAUACUCUUGAUAGAACGUCUCUGGAGUUGCUUUGCAAAGGUUGUUCAGGUGAUAUAAGAAGUGCAAUAAACAGUCUUCAGUUUUCAUCUAUGAAAGAUUGCUCAUUGGAGAAGGAGUUUUGGUCACGGAAGAAAAGGAGCUCUGCACUAAAGUGUGAAGCAGCAGCAGUAUCUAAAGUAAGAAAGAAAAGUAAACCUGAUACUGAAGAAGACCAGGAGAUGCAAGCUAUUGGUGGCAAAGAUGCAUCCAUCUUUCUUUUCCAUGCUUUGGGGAAAAUAAUUUACUGUAAAAGAGAACCAGUGUCAGAAUCAGAAUUUCCUCAUCUGCCUGCUCACUUAUCAGAAUACCGUCGAGACACCUUGCUUAUUCAGCCUGAGGAUAUUGUGGAAAAAUCACAUAUGUCUGGAAGCAUGUUUAAUUUAUACCUUCAUCAGAACUAUGUAGAUUUUUUUUUGGAUAUAGAUGAUGUAGUGAGAGCCAGUGAAUAUUUGAGUACCGCUGAUGUCCUUUGCAGUAACUGGAGUACACGUCUUGUGAUGGAAAAAUACAGUGCAUCUGUGGCUACCCGAGGGGUGAUACAUUCAAACACGUCCAGAGCCUUUGCCCAUCACCAAGGAGGGAUGGGCUUCCGGCCUUUACAUAAACCCCAGUGGUUUUUUAUCAAUAAAAAGUAUCAAGAGAACUGCCUUGCUGCAAAAUCUCUCUUUUCAAGCUUCUGUUUACCACCCGAGUGUCUUCAGACAGAGUUGUUGCCUUAUCUUGCUAUGUUAGCAAAUCCAAUGAGAAACCAAGCUCAGAUUGCUUUUAUCCAAGACAUUGGGAGGCUGCCGCUGAAAAGACAUUUUGGGAGGUUAAAGCUUGAAAUGCUUACUGAUAAGGAUCCUGGGAUACCAGACUUGUUUGUUGGCCCGGAGGGGGACCAUGGCGAUGCGUGUGUGGUGGAGGCGGCUGUGGCUGCGCACGUGGAGACAAACGGAACCUGUGAGAAUGAAUCGGAUGGGUUCCCUCUUUCUUCCAGCCAGUGCAGUGGAAGUGAACUGCCCUGCAGUCAGCCUCAGCCUGUUGCAGCUCAAGCAAUCAUAGAGGAAGAAGAAUUAAAAAUAGAGGAGUAUGAUAGUGCCUGAGAACAUCUAAAUACGAACUACCUUAAUGGAUUAACAGGCUACAAAGGCCUUUGCUAAAGAGAGUAUGAUCUGCACAAAAGUACUGCUUUAGCUACUUAGGCUAGGAGGCCAAGUCUUAAACAUGCUGUGUUAACAUCAAGACAACUCCUCAGCUUCCUCUUAACUUUGCAGGGCUAGAUGUGAGCUGAAUUACAAGCUACUCCUUGCCUCUCCUGAGCCAUGAAACAGUAUCUCUGUUCAUAAGAAAAGAAUGAUAAAUGGGGAUUGAAAUUAGUUUGAAAGAGACUGUAGGUAUGUAGUGUCACAUAAGUUAUUUUUAUUUUUACACAUUUUAAUUUACUUUGGAAUUGUACAGUGUGUUUCCUGAGUACAUGUUUGAUAAGUUGCCAGCUUUGAAGGUUUUAUUAAAAGUCAUACCUUCAAAAAAGUGGCUGUUUGGAAGCUUGUCCUUUAUGAAAGAACAGAUGGAAGUGCACAUGUAAAAAGUUUGAUAUCUCACACUGAUGAUGUAAAUAAAACACAUAAUGCCUUGUACAUUGCCACAGAUUUUUCUGUGUAAGUAAGCUGAACAUGUGUUGUUACAACUGAUUAUUUUGCAUUCCUUUUUGAAAGAUAGUUUCAUGACUUAUGGAAGGAAAAAUAUAGCCAUCAAGGGCAAGUCCUCCUUGCCCUUUGUAUGCUGUAGAAAGUUAAAGGUGUAGAGUGCAGUUAUUCUCAUUAAAUGGCAGUUGUGCUGGGGGAAAGAGUAAUCCUGUGUUUGGUAACUAUCACGCCAGAAGUGUGCUGUGGUUAUCUGAAUAGGCUGUUUAGCACUUCAGCAUUUUUCUGUGACAGGGUUUGUUCCAUGCAAACUAAUCUAGCACAUUGCUGUGGUUAGUGGUACCACAGGAAUAAGAAAAAAAAAACACAAAACCAACUUUGAAUGUGUAAUGUAUGUUUGCAUUUCUCUAUCACUUAUAUCCAAAGUUCAGUAGAAAAAUACAUGUUUAUCCACCAUAACCUUGGAAUUAAUGCUGCUAUUAAAAACUCCAGAUUUGUCUUCUCUCAA
Messenger RNA from Colius striatus (speckled mousebird), 3253 nucleotides. It is a transcript of the gene RAD17, whose product is annotated as RAD17 checkpoint clamp loader component. Gene Ontology annotation, biological process: DNA damage checkpoint signaling; mitotic DNA replication checkpoint signaling; DNA repair. NCBI's taxonomy places the organism in Eukaryota, Metazoa, Chordata, Aves, Coliiformes, Coliidae. Bases 118 to 2205 code for a protein of 695 amino acids. The transcript has 16 exons. Gene Ontology annotation, molecular function: ATP hydrolysis activity; DNA clamp loader activity; chromatin binding. The record is from RefSeq and is a predicted model, not a curated record. Gene Ontology annotation, cellular component: nucleus; Rad17 RFC-like complex.